AUGGAGACAGCAAAGGAACUUUGGGAGGAUCUUCGGGAACGGUUUGCCAUUGGGAAUGAUCUGCGGAUUCACCAAUUAAAGAAUGACUUGGCCAAUUGCAAACAAGAGGGCAUGAUCGUAUCCGGAUAUUAUGGGAAGAUGAAGACCAUGUGGGAGGAGUUGGCUGGGUAUGUGACGAACCCACAAUGUACAUGUGGUGAAUGCAAGUGUGGAGCGGCAACCGAGCUGGUGUUGGAGCGGGAAAAGGAGAAAAUUCAUCAAUUCCUCAUGGGUCUUGUCAGUGCAGUUUAUGGCACUAUUAGAUCAAAUAUUCUGAGUACGGAUCCUUUACCUUCAUUAAACCGAAUACAUGCAAUAAUUGUGCAAGAAGAAUGGCACAAAACGGUGGCUCGAGCACAUGAAGAACGAGGAGAGGCUGUGGGAUUUGCUGUGCAAACUGGAAAUAGAGCCAAAGUACCGAACAAUGAUGAGAAGAUGUGCUCUCACUGUGGAAAAACUAGACAUGAGGUGCUCGAAUGCUUUCAACUUGUGGGCUACCCAGAUUGGUGGUAUGCAGGCAAAGGAGGUUGUUCUGGUGGUCAUGGGGGAAGAGAAGGUCGAGGCACAGGAACAAGAAGGGGUCGAGGAGGGUCUGGUACAGCGGCUGCCAAUGCUGUCCAGACACCAGGAAGCUGCGGCGCCAGCACCACUGUUGCUGCUAUCCGGACUAGCAAUAAAGAUGGUUUUCCCGGGCUUAAUGAUGAACAGUGGGCAACGCUAAUGGCAAUGAUCAAUUCACACAAGGAAUCCGCUUCAGAGAAAUUGACGGGUAAGAAAAUGUGGUUGAUAGAUUUGGGAUGUUCUCACAAUAUGACCGGGAAUUUGGAGUUAUUGAAGAAUGUGCGUGAAAUCUCUCCUUGUGCCGUUGGACUUCCUGACGGAAAGAAUAUGAUGGCAUUGCAAGAAGGAGAAGUGCAACUUGGGAAAUUAUUGAUCUUAAAGCAUGUUUUAUAUGUUCCCAACUUGAAUUGCAAUUUGAUAUCUGUGUCUCAAUUUAUCGGUGAAUUAAAAUGUACAGUCACAUUUUCUGACAAAAUGUGUGUAAUGCAAGACCCCUCUUCUAGGACAAUGAUUGGUGUGGGUGAGAAGCGUGAUGGGGUCUAUCUUUGGCACUGUAUGGAAAGGACUAGUGCAUGCAGAUUGGCAAAGGUGGACUCAUAUGAACUGUGGCACAGGCGAAUAGCUAAACAAACCCGUGAUGUGUUUCCUUUAAGCAAUAAUAAAGCUUCUGCACCUUUUUCCUUGAUUCAUUGCGAUGUUUGGGGACCAUAUCGUGCUCCUGCUUCAUGUGGUGCUAUAUACUUUUUGACCGUUGUUGAUGAUUACUCAUGGGCAGUGUGGAUUUAUUUGAUGGUAGAAAGGAGUGAACUUAGUGCUAACAUUGUGAAAUUUUGUGCCAUGGCAAAUUUACCUAUAAGUUUUUGGGGUGAAAGUAUGUUGACUACAGGAUAUCUGAUUAACCGUUCUCCAAGUCCCCUACUUGAUGGAAAGAGUCCAUAUGAAUUGUUGUUUGGGAAGGAACCAACUUACAAACAUAUUCGUGUUUUUUGGUGUUUAUGUCAUGCUCAUUAUCAAGGGCGUGACAAAGAUAAGUUUGGUUCUCGAAGUCGAAGGUGCGUUUUUGUUGGGUACCCUUUCGGUAAGAAGGGAUGGAGACUCUAUGAUUUGGAUACAAAUGAGUUCUUCGUAUCCCAUGAUGUUGUAUUCUCUGAACAUAUUUUUCCUUAUAAGGUUGCUGUCUCCGAAUCUCUUAACACCGGUGUGGUCGAGCAGCCACCUGUCUGUAAUGAUGAUGUACAUUUUCAUGAGCUGGAUAGUGCAAAUACUUCGAAUGAUGAACCAACUCCUGAAAAAGAUUUGACUCUGGAAGCAAGGGGGAGUAGUAAGGCUCUUAAUGAACGGAGAGGGAACGACGUGAACUUGGAAAGGAACAGUGAAGGUGAAAACCUUGGUCGAGGAUGUAGGGAAAGACGUCCUCUUGAGAAGCUGAAGGACUAUGUAUGCCACACAGCGCAACACAUCAACGACCCCCUCGUUGAUCAUGCCACAUCGUGCCACUCCUCAGGUGUGUCUUAUCCUAUUGCACGCUACGUGACUUGUACUAAUUUUUCCUUGAGACAUAGAUAA
Molecule: messenger RNA, 2166 nt
Organism: Nelumbo nucifera (sacred lotus)
Lineage: Eukaryota; Viridiplantae; Streptophyta; Magnoliopsida; Proteales; Nelumbonaceae
Source: RefSeq, a predicted model, not a curated record